AUGAGGUUAUCUCUCCUCCUUUGGCUUCUCGGCAUCGUGACCGCCUUCAGAAGGCAGAGUGCCUGGAUCAAGGGUCGUCUGCUGUGCGGAACGGAGCCGGCUUCCCAAGUGUUGGUGAAGUUGUUCGACCAAGACGAUGGUAACUUUAUUGAUUUCACUGAUUUGUGGGCUUUAAAAGUGCAUGUUUAGAUCUUUUAUGAGUCACGCUAGGUAUUAACAUUGGAUGUCACGUUGGUCACAUUGUGAUUAUAUUCGAGUUGUUUUAUUUUGACAAGUGCAGCCUUUGUAUCUAAAACAAGGUUUUCAUUCAAUUUUCUUGUUUUUAACAAUAAAAUCGUGUUUUUGGUUUAUUUUUGAAGAUUCUCUUAACAAUUAUUAAGCUGUUCAAAUAAUUCUGUGCCUCUAACCCAAAAAAGUUGCUUCGAAAGGAGGCACAGAAUUAUGUAAACAGCAUAGUAGCUCCAAACAUUGUGGACUACAGUUAAUUAGAAUAGUGUUUCAAAGACUUUUAUCUAUUUUACAAACUAUAUUAUCCAAAAAUAAAUGUUUUUGUAGAAAUACUUUACAUUAGUCAACAAUAAGUAUAUUUAUAGGAAACAUAACUGUAAAACAAAGCAACUUCUAAGUAGAGUGAAACGAUAUUUUAGGCCCAGAUCCAGACGAUCUGCUACAAAGCGGCUACACAGAUGACGAUGGCUACUUCGAACUGAAGGGGGAUACUGUAGAACUGACAAACAUUGACCCUGAAGUCAGAAUAUAUCAUACUUGCAGCAUGAAUAUUCCAGUAAGUUAUGGUUUACCUUCCUAAACUAACUUAAGGUAUCUUCUUCGCCGUAGCUAAUAUAAUAUUAAAGGAUACUUAAGUAAUAUUUGCUUGGUUACCUCUCUCUUUUGUUUUACUUUUACUUCUAUUUAUGUAAAACUUGGUUAUAUUGUGGCAUCCUUUCAGCUAUGCAAGCGAGAAUGGGUGAUAGGCAUACCAGACAAGUACAUCACCUUCGACAGAGUACCUGAAUACGUAUUUGACCUUGGAGUUGUGAAUCUCGAAGUCGAGUUGGAAGACGAGAGUCGAGACUGUAUCCAUUAAUAAACUACUUAACUUACGUUUGGACUUACCCUAAGGUCAUUUGCCUAUGAUAUUGUGUUAGAGUUAGAGUUUUAAUGUUGUCAGAUGCUUUUAGGAUUGAUUUUAAUUACAGUAACAGCAUUGACAACGACCUCAGCUAUCAUACCUGAGCAGUUUACAGGAGUCCAGAGUUACAGAGUAAGUGAGUGUAAAGUAGAUAAACAAAAUUAUUGUGUAUUACUAUGGUAUGUUAUCUAGUUUAGGUAAAAGGACACCUUCUUUGUGGUACAGAGCCAGCCAAGAAUGUGAGAGUGAAGUUGGUCGACGACGAUUUUGGUAUGUUCUUUCCUUUUAAAUUCGUAUUUUACUCAUCAAAACUUAUUACAAUUUACUCAUAGUAAAAGGUUGCUUUUAGGUCCCGACCCAGACGACGACCUAGAGAACGGCUACACAGACAACGAUGGCUACUUUGAUCUUUCUGGAGACACUCGAGAAGUCACCACGAUCGACGUCCAUCUCAAGAUCUACCACGACUGCAACGACCUUUUGGUGAGUGUUAUACUGCGUUGAGGUCAAGAGUUAGGUUAAAUAAGACGACUUCGUUUCCUGUUUAGGAAAAACUUUAUACUCUUUUGGCACAGAUCUUAAACUAUUAUAUUAUAAGUUAUUUUACCGUAUUUUAGCCAUGCCAACGCCGAUGGAAGUUCGAAUUACCUAACAGCUACAUAACCAAAGGUCCGAUACCAACGAAGGUACUAGACAUAGGUACCUGGAACCUGGAAGCCAAGAUGCCCGGAGAAAGUCACGAUUGUAUUCAUUAA
Messenger RNA from Bursaphelenchus okinawaensis, 1887 nucleotides. The record is from the annotation of a GenBank genome assembly. Lineage: Eukaryota; Metazoa; Nematoda; Chromadorea; Rhabditida; Aphelenchoididae.